This is a messenger RNA of Gavialis gangeticus (Gharial), 525 nucleotides long. It is a transcript of the gene UBALD1, whose product is annotated as UBA like domain containing 1. The record is from RefSeq and is a predicted model, not a curated record. The coding region runs from base 1 to 450 and encodes 149 amino acids. The transcript has 4 exons. Lineage: Eukaryota; Metazoa; Chordata; Crocodylia; Gavialidae.
AUGGUUUUCCCUUCCAUCGUAGUAUUUAAACUGGUAUUUGAGAACAAGGUUCACUACUUUCAGACCGCGCUCAGUGCAUUUUUCCAAGAAACAAACAUCCCUUACAGCCAUCACCAUCAGAUGAUGUGUACUCCUGCCAACACGCCAGCCACUCCCCCGAACUUCCCAGAUGCCCUCACCAUGUUCUCCCGCCUUAAGGCCUCUGAAAGCUUCAACAGCAGCAGCCCUGUGGCAUCGAUGGCGACUUCUCCUCCGCCCCCACCCCCUCCUCUCCCCCAGCAUGGAGGCUUCAACUCUGCCUGGCCUGCAGCCUCACCUCCUGGCCAGCAGCCUCAGCAGACCAUGUGGACUCCAGCCCUGCCCUCACAGCCUUCGGGGUGGCCUGCCACAGUUUCUCAACAGGCCACUUCAGAACAGAAGGCCAAUGUGACCAUGGAGGCUGAGAGAUGAGGCUGUGGAGAAGUAAGAGCACAGUGAGGGGAAGGCCCCCCAUGAUCCCUGUGUUCAUUUUUUUUUUUUUUUUUU